Messenger RNA from Exophiala aquamarina CBS 119918, 546 nucleotides. RefSeq lists its product as uncharacterized. Bases 1 to 546 code for a protein of 181 amino acids. The transcript has 2 exons. NCBI's taxonomy places the organism in Eukaryota, Fungi, Ascomycota, Eurotiomycetes, Chaetothyriales, Herpotrichiellaceae. The record is from RefSeq and is a predicted model, not a curated record.
AUGUCUGCCGAAUCAUUUGCUGCUCUGCGGAGGUCUGGAGGCGAUGAGCUUGCCAAACUAGCAGAGGAGCAUUUUAAACACGACUUGAACCAAGAGGAUCGCGACCUUGUUCGAAAGGCGGCCUCCAAAUUCAGCACCCAUGCCCUCAUCGGAAGUCUGGCAGGCAUUGCGUUGGGAGGAUUUCUCGCGUUCCGCAUUCGAGCAAACCGGACGCAAAUGUACCAAGCCUUCCGAACGGCUGAAAGACCUACACAUGUCCGAUUCGCCGAUGGAAGAGAAGAGGCAAUUCCAGAUCUCACAGAGCUGAUGAAGCCCACUCCUUUGGGAGAUAUUGCGACAUAUACAUUCUUUGGCCUGGGCGGACUGUUCGUGGGCGGCGAGACUGGUCUGCUUACUGGAAGCUGGUCUGCCAGGAGGACCAUUGGUAGCGACCCGGAGACGAAGAAGCGCGUGGAGCAGGCUUUCAGAUCGUUCAGAGCCGAUGUCUUGAGAAAACAGAUCGAGGAGUUGGAAGCUGGCAAGAAAGACUCUCUACUUGACAUCUAG